AAUUGCGCCACUGGAUACACUUCUGAUGGUCGUCAUCCAAAAACACUGGUUGAAGACAUGGUGCCAUUAUUAGAUAGUUCUUUUGUUAGUUCAUAUACUAAAGUAAGAGUUCUCAUGCUUUACAUGAUGUAUAAGAAUGGUAUAUUAGAGGAAGAUAGGCGUAAGCUUUUGGCUCACGCGAGGAUUUCCUUACCAGAAAAUGAUGCCAUCAAUAAUUUAACAUUGUUUGGUGUUAAAUUGAUUAGGUCAUCAUCGAGCACUUUUAAAAAAACUAAAAAAUAUAGACAAAAACCUGAAGAUCCAGACUGUUAUGAGAUUUCUCGAUAUGUUCCAAGAUUAAAGUUAGUUUUAGAGGGUGGUUCAGUUAAAAUAAACAUGAGUCAUAUUAAUAAAACAAUAGAUCAUACCGCAUAUCCAUAUACAAGGGAUCCAACAGGUGAUCCUGAUGAAGUUAAGGUUUUACCACAGGGUCCUGUUUCUCUAAGAAGUGCUCGAGCUGGAUGGAGUAAGAAAGGUUCAACGACUGCAGGAAAUCCUCGUAUCAUAGUGUUUGUAGCUGGUGGUGUUACAUACUCUGAACUUCGUUCUGCCUAUGAGCUAUCAAACAAAUAUAGUCGAGAUGUUGUCAUCGGUUCAUCACAUAUUACGACACCUCAACAAUUCAUCGAUGAUUUAAAGCGUCUUCGCAGGCAUCCUAAUCAAUCUUACUCAUCACCUCAGUCAGUGCACACACCACCUUCUCGGGCAGGAAACCAAAAUUAUGGUGGAAUAAGUCCAUCAUCCUUUUUUAACAGAGCACCAUCAUCUUCGACUUCUGCAUCUUCUGCAUCCUCUGGCGGUUAUCAUCCACCACAACAAG
Dentiscutata heterogama is the source of this 859-nucleotide messenger RNA. The record is from the annotation of a GenBank genome assembly. Lineage: Eukaryota; Fungi; Glomeromycota; Glomeromycetes; Diversisporales; Gigasporaceae.